AUGGUCUCUGUCCGUCCAACCCACCCUCAGCCCGCCAACAUCACCCCUCUGGUCCGAGCCCUGACGCACCAACCCGUACAUGCCCCAAACCCCACCUCCGGCUCGCCACACCCGCUCCCCGGCUCCUCCACGGCCGCAACCGCUGCCCCGCACACGCGGCACCACCCCGGCCCCACCACGGCUCUCCCCCGGCCCCCGACCCCGGUUCCACCCCCGCCCCCACCCCCGGCCUCCUCCCCGGCCCCUCCCCGCCAGCUCCACCCCAUCCCUGCCCACCCUCGCCCGCAACCCCGGCCCCUCCCACACCCCGCCCCGCCGACCACCCGAAUCCAACCACAACCGACCCCAACCACGACCCCAAACCCGACCCCAAACGCCGACCCCACAACCCGACCGCCAAAACCCGACCCCAAACCGACCCCAAACCCGAACCCAAACGCCGACCCAAACCCGACCCCAAACCCGACCCCAAACCGCGACCCCAAACCGACCCAAACCGACCCCAAACCGCCCCACAUCCACCCCACCCACGGCCCUCCACUCAUGUACUCUACCACCGUCGCCCAGCCUCGACCAUCCCCUCCUCCUACCUCGCCCCGCGUUGCCUACUCUUGCCGCGACGCCGCGCCGUUUGUUGCUGUCGGCGCGCCCUCCACGGCCCUGGGUUCUGGCCCCGACGCGGUUGCGCCUCACGUGCUUGAGUGCUUUUUCCAGCUACUGAAACGCAUUUUGGGUGAUUCGCGGCACCUACAGACGAGUAAUCAUUAG
Gryllus bimaculatus (two-spotted cricket) is the source of this 768-nucleotide messenger RNA. The record is from the annotation of a GenBank genome assembly. NCBI's taxonomy places the organism in Eukaryota, Metazoa, Arthropoda, Insecta, Orthoptera, Gryllidae.